This is a messenger RNA of Macrosteles quadrilineatus (aster leafhopper), 635 nucleotides long. RefSeq names its product trafficking protein particle complex subunit 1 (gene Bet5). Gene Ontology annotation, cellular component: TRAPP complex. Gene Ontology annotation, biological process: endoplasmic reticulum to Golgi vesicle-mediated transport. The transcript is spliced from 4 exons. NCBI's taxonomy places the organism in Eukaryota, Metazoa, Arthropoda, Insecta, Hemiptera, Cicadellidae. The coding region runs from base 189 to 635 and encodes 148 amino acids. The record is from RefSeq and is a predicted model, not a curated record.
CUGUUAUUGUGAGUUGUUGCUUGCUUACUUCUUUUUGGGGUUAUGUGAAGUUUUACAAAUUCUGAGCUUUUUGUUGCUUGCUUUUGCUGGUGGUCAUCCCUAGUUGGCGUUCUUUCCAGGACUUAAGAUGAUGGCUCGCAGUUCCAAUAUGAAAUUAAUGUAGUCUAAUUUUAUUUUCAAGCCAUAAAAUGACCAUUCAUAAUUUGUAUAUAUUUAAUAGAAAUGGAACACUUUUAUACUACUGUGAAUGGAACCGUCUGAAGCAAUCUGGUAUAACUAAGGAAGAGGAGGCAAAACUGAUGUAUGGAAUGCUUUUUUCUAUAAAAUCUUUUGUUACUAAAAUAUCACCUCUUGAUACUAACAAAGGUUUUAUUUGUUAUAAAACUAGUAAAUACGCAUUGCAUUACUUUGAAACUCCCACUGGUUUAAAGUUUGUAUUAAACACAGAUGUCAAUGCACAGAAUAUUCGUGAAUUGUUGAAGGAAAUGUACAUCCAGGUGUAUGUUGAAUACAUAGUAAAGAACCCAGUCAUAGAUUUGAACGCUCCUAUCACCAGUGAUCUCUUCAAGCAAAAGUUGGAUUCUUUUAUUAAGCAGUCACCAGCAUUCGUGGCUAGUAAAGUAGCUAACUUUUAA